AUGGGCAAAAAGCCGCCCCCCGAGACGCCCGAGGAGAAGGCCGCGCGCAAGCAGGCCGAGGCGGCGCGCUUUGGACAGGGAAAUCAAAUAGAGUCCUUGGUCGAGGCCGCGGGCUGCUCGUGCAAGGGACUGCGGUUGCGGGACGCGAUAAAGUCCGCUAUACUUGGCGAGAUCCCCGAGUUCUUCGAGAAGGACGAGGAAAGAUUAAUGAGACCUGUGCGCGCGCAGCUGCCGGCCUGGGACCCGAAGGACAAGACGCGGCGCAUGUUGGAUGAUUACUCGGAGAUCGUGUCGGAGUUGCGGCGCGAGGAGAUCAACCAGGACCGCGCGAACACGUUGCGCGUCGCGGGCCACGUGCAAAAACUCAUAAAAGGCCCGGGGCCUCCUUCGGUAAGAAAGGUCGACCUCAUAAAGAGGCACGCGCGGGGCGAAGGGUUGACCGUGCCCGAGUACUUGUCCGAGAAGAAGCGGGAGGACUCGAAGAAGAUUGUCAGGAAGCGGUUCAAGCUGAAGGAGCUCGGCAGGCGCAUCACGGCCGAGGCCAACGACCCGCGGCCGUCGCGCGACGAGGUGCGUAUUGGGGCCGAGGCCGUCAUUUUAUCACGCUUAGGAUCGCGGGCCAAGGCGUUGGCGGCGAAGCGGCUCAAAAAGGCGAAGCGCAAGGGGCUCGGGGCCAUGGUCCUGUCGGAGUUGGUCUAUUGCAGUCAUUUGGUGGGCUUCAACGACUUCCAGAUGGACAACCCCCUCAAGAUCGUGAGCGCGGACUUGUAUUGGGCCGGCGACCGGACGGCGCGCGACAAAGCUGAAUUGAUCAAGGCGGGCAUCACGCACAUUGUGAAUUGUUCUCAAAACAUACCGAACCGCUACCCGCGGCAGUUCGUCUAUUGCCGCGUCCGCGUGAGCGGGGGGUCCAAGGCCCGUCAAAACAUUUUGUACGAGGAGUACUGCAUGGCCGCCGCCUUCAUCAAGGACGCCUUGGAGUUGGGCGGUCGGGUCCUCGUCACGUGCGCCACGGGCUACGACAGUUCGGCCUGCGCGUUGCUCGCGUAUUUGAUCAAGGUGCGGGAAAUGCCCCUCGCGCCGGCCUACAAAGUCCUGAAGGUGCAGGAGCCGUUGCUUGAGCUAUCUAGGUCAAACACGCUCUUCAUCACGCUCUUUGAGAUCGAAUGCUAUAAGGCGACGUCCAUCCGAAAGCAUAAAGAUCUCGCGACGCCCGUCUUUACGCUCGUGCGCCAGUACGUGCCCUGGGAGCAGCCCGGGGGCCUCGGGAGCUACUACGCGUUCGGGAACGUGCAGAUGGCGUCGAUGCGCGAGUUCGCCUUCGGGCGCGCGCCGCUCGUCGAGCCGCGGAACCCGGCCGCGCCCAAGAAACGGCUGGCCAUACACAAGGCGGUGUAUCAUGGCGUCAAGGCCAUCUAUAUGAAGGUAAGGACGGGCCUGAAGGGCUACCAGGAGGCGACCACCACCGCUAUCUGCACCGGGCCCCUAGAACGACGGGAGCGGCGCCGCGCGGCGAAGCGGCGCAUCACGCACUACGACGCGACGCGCGACGACCCGCCGCGGCCCUGGCCCCGCACGCCGCGGGAGGCCACGCUCGGGGCGCAGGGCGCGCUCGUGCGGCCGCCGAGCGCCGGCGACGGCAAGGCGCGGCCGAGGAGCGCCGCGGCGGUCUUCCCCGACAUGGACGUCGGCUGGCAGGGCGUGCCGCGCCUCUCGCGGCCGCCGACGCUCUGGACCGCGCCUGAACAAAAGGCGAAACCCCUCGUGCGGCCGCCGUCGCGCCCGGGCAGCCGACGCAAGAAGGCGCGGCCCGCGUCGGCGCCGGCGGGGCGCCGCCGCCGCCGCGCGAAGGUUCAAUUGCUGGAACCGCUCCCGACGGUGCCGCAGGAUGCUGCCGCUUCAAUCGAGGACCGCGUCGACGGGCUCGUGGCCGUGCAGCUGCCGCCUCUCGCGGAGUCGUCCGAAAGUUUCCCGCCGACGCCGCAACUCUCCGCGCGGCCGGCGACGGCCGGCGGACGGUCGGCCGAGGCAUCGAUGGCCUCCGACUCGCUCUUGAGUUGGCAGCCGGGCCUGUUUCUCCAGCCUUCACUGGAAGAGUCGCUCGCGUCGCUGGCGUCCGAGGAAAGCGCGAACUACUGGGCGAAGCGGCGGAGCUCGCGCGACGACAAAACGGAGGGCGAGCUCUGCGCCGCGAUCGCCCGGCGGGACCACGACGCCUUCGAAAUGGGGGAAAUGAGCCUUGGCGAAGGCGACCGCGUCCUCGUGCUGCGCGAGGAGAUGUCGCGAGAACCGGGCUGGGUGUUUGCCACGUGCGGCGACGAUUGUGGAUACGUGCCGCGGAACUACCUCGUCCCCGAGGAUAUGCCGGCGUUGCCGUACGAGAGCGAGUCGACGGCGACGGCUAUCUCGGCGUCGGCGUUUUAUCGGAUGUAA
Molecule: messenger RNA, 2433 nt
Organism: Pelagomonas calceolata
Lineage: Eukaryota; Pelagophyceae; Pelagomonadales; Pelagomonadaceae
Source: the annotation of a GenBank genome assembly